GAAAUAAUUUUUAUUUUAUUUUUUUAUUUGUAACAGCGUGUUUGAAAAUUUAUAAGUGAACUUUUUAUUCUCUACUAUUACAAGAUAAUAGUAGAUUAAACUUGGUUUAAUAGUGACAAAUUGUGUUUGAACGCUCAACGAAAUUGUGUCUGCCAUUACUUAUCCGUAACGGGAUAACAGUUUGGUUCUACGCCCUUUGUUCUAAACAAGUGUUAAAUUAGCCAAGUGCAUGCAUCUUUCCCUGCAAUACACAGGAUUUUUGAACGAGGAGUGUGAUGAUACUAUUAUCGAAUUAUCCAAACUCUCGAUCGCUGAUCAGUCGCACGAGGUCACUGUAUUAGACACCUUCCAUGAUACUUCGAGCCGUUUAGCUACACCAAGGGAUUACGUGUUGCGUCGAUGCGGCCAGGCGGACGCGAUACUAUUUGAUGAAUGCUAUCCGGACACGGUGUUGAAAAACUGCCACAAAAUCGGCGAAGGGGUGUACGGCGAAGUGUUUUUGUGGCGUGCCAGAGAUGGCCGUGCUCGCGUGCUGAAGAUAGUGCCAAUCGCCGGCACUCUCAAGGUCAAUGGGGAGAGUCAGAAGGACUUCCACGAAAUCAUAUCUGAGAUUGUGAUUGCUAUGGAAUUAAGCGCACUACGCGCUCCCAUAGCCGAAAUAAAUCGCCACUUUGAUGAAGGGAAGGACGUCGAGGCACUCAAUCUACACGCUAUAGAAAAUGCAACUGAUGUAUUCAAUGAGGUGCUAGCUGUGAAGUGCGUAUACGGCAGCUACCCAGCUCGCUUGCUCGACCUGUGGGACCUUUAUGACGAGUGCAAAGGCUCUGAGAACGACAACCCAGCCAUCCUACCAGCGGACCAGCAGUUCAUAGUGUUGGAACUAGCCAACGCCGGGCAAGACUUGGAGAGCUACCAGUUCAAUAACGCUGAGCAGGCGUAUGCUUUGUUCCUGCAGGUGGCGUAUGGUCUGGCAGUUGCCGAGGAAGCCUUCCAGUUUGAGCAUAGAGAUCUCCACUGGGGUAACGUGCUGAUCGCACCAACUGAUCAGAAGUACGCGACGUUCGUCCUGCGCGGUCGCGCGCUGCGCGUGGCCCGCUGCGGCGUGGCGGGCACGGUGAUCGACUACUCGCUGUCGCGCGUGUCGCUGCCGCUGGCGGCCGGCGAGUGCGCCGCGCUCUACAACGACCUGGCUGCCGACGACUCGCUCUUCGACGCAGUCGGCGACUACCAGUUCGAGGUCUACCGCCUCAUGAGAGAUAAGUUGGGAAAUGAUUGGAAAAACUUCGAGCCUUACACGAACAUCCUGUGGCUACAUUACACUGUUGAUAAAAUGAUAACGUCCCUCCGCUACAAGAGGACAAACACUAAGAUUCACAAGCACUACAUUGACAAGCUGAAGGGAAUCAAGAGCAGAAUACUUGACUACGGCAGUGCUGCGCUUUUUGUGCUUACAGACAACGAAAUAUAACGAACAAAUUAUGAUAAUAUACAAAACAAUUUGAUGUGUAAAUUAAUUCAAACUAGUCUUAACAAUGGUUUUAAUAAACUGCUGCUAUUGCUAUAAAUCUGACAUGAAAAUGAAUCGCAUAAAUUAUAAUAAUGUAAAUAAAGUUUGCUUUGGUAAAUUCGAUGAAAUGAUAGACGCUAAAAGAGUUAUUUACAAUGUUGUCGCAUUAUUAGAACAGUAUAAAGGUGCCUUUAUAGAUAAGGUAGUGCCUUUGUUCACAUUAAUAAAUUCAUAUAUUGUGUUCCGAAA
Trichoplusia ni (cabbage looper) is the source of this 1756-nucleotide messenger RNA. RefSeq names its product putative serine/threonine-protein kinase haspin homolog. Lineage: Eukaryota; Metazoa; Arthropoda; Insecta; Lepidoptera; Noctuidae. The transcript is spliced from 8 exons. Bases 230 to 1468 code for a protein of 412 amino acids. The record is from RefSeq and is a predicted model, not a curated record. Gene Ontology annotation, cellular component: nucleus; cytoplasm. Gene Ontology annotation, molecular function: ATP binding; histone H3T3 kinase activity. Gene Ontology annotation, biological process: mitotic cell cycle; protein phosphorylation; intracellular signal transduction.